UGUGGCUUCCAAUAAGUACAAAUUCUCUUUUUUUUAGUGGUCAAGUUCCGGUGACGACACCGAUUCGGAGGCUUCGACGAGCCAGGCACCAUCGACGAUUCUGGCGCAAAGUCAGGCGAAGUACGACUUCCUGAUGUUGCUCCAUCGUGUCGUUAGCGAAAGCACCGUAUGCUUGAUGAGCCAUGAAAGGCGUCAAACCCUGGUGAUGAUCGACAGACUCGCGUUCCAGGUGUCACUCAGUAUCUACAAUCCGCAGAGCACAGUUGCCGGUCAUACGCCACGAACGACACUCUUCUACCUCCCACGCAACACCACUCAAUGGAUUCCAGUGGUCUAA
Messenger RNA from Strongylus vulgaris, 337 nucleotides. NCBI's taxonomy places the organism in Eukaryota, Metazoa, Nematoda, Chromadorea, Rhabditida, Strongylidae. The record is from the annotation of a GenBank genome assembly.